GACCCUGGAGCGUAGACGAGACAGACUGGAGACAGACCCUGGAGCGUAGACGAGACAGACUGGAGACAGACCCUGGAGCGUAGACGAGACAGACUGGAGACAGACAUAGCACCUGUUUUUAUUUCUCUGAUGUAUUGCCUGUUGAUUAAAGUCUUUCCUGAUGUAGAUAUGUGUAUUCAUGGGUUAGGGUUCAUGGGUUAACCCUAACUGCCACAGUCGAUGGAGGCUGUUCUUCAUGAUAUAAGAUAUAAGACAAGGUGACUGUUUUUGAAGAUGCAGCUCGUCUCCAUUUUAAUACUGUGUGUGUAUGUAGCCACAUCGUUUCCAGAUUAAACUACUGUGUUGAGAACCAUCAGUGACAGGUCUCUAUACUGCCCUCUCUUGGGACAGAUUAAUAGAUCAUACUGUGCCAUUAUAAUUCCCACUGUCGUUGUUAAUCACAAUGUCUGUCUACAUCCAUGAUAUACCAGUGUUUUAAAUACAAUAACUACCCAGUCAUCAGUUUUUUUCAGAUUUAAGAUCUUUCUAUUUUCCUGCAGCAGCUUUUAAUUAGGUUUGUAAUUCUUGAAGAUGUCUUGUUUUGCUUUGUGGUGCCCUGCAAACGUAACAUAUUUCUCCUGCACCUCCUUGAGGUUGGGGUUAGUGUCUUUCGGGACGUUUUAAAAUAUAAUUUCCCUCCAACUGGUUUGACCUGUGAUGUUGAGACGUCUCCGCCGCGACAGGACGGAGGGAACAGACACGUUGCAUAUAUCCUGUUUCUGUGCGUCAGUUCAGUUGGUUGCUAACGUGACCUGGAUACUCUGACUGCUGGGCAACAUGACUUCCUGACAGCUUCGUUCAACGGUAAAGACACAACAACAAUGUGAUGAUGCGAGACGUGUUGCGUUUAUAUAUAUAGGCGACGUAUCCGCAGACCAAGUCAUCUGGACUAGUUAACGUUACAUUGGGUACAACUAGCAGGUUAGGAGCAAAUUAGCUGCGCGUCCUUGAAAACGUCGCAAACAUUUACGAGUUGCAACAGGAACCAGCAACGUUUUUCUUCCUGAACACCAAGGUUGAGAAGACAGCAGGUUUGUGGCUACGUGUUGAUGUAACAGAACAACCGGAACAGAACAGAGCUGAAGAUUAGAUGGACGGGUUUGCAGGUGACAUACUGAGCGGUGGCCGGGCGUUGCUAGGCGAAGACAGCUCGGUCAUGGCCCGCAUGCAGAAGAAGUUUUGGAAGACGAAGCAGGUUCUGAUCAAGGCCACAGGGAAGAAGGAGGAUGAGUACGUGGUGGCUUCUGAUGCCGACCUCGACGCCAAGCUGGAGUUGUUCCACUCGGUACAGACCACCUCCACUGAGCUGUUGAAGGUGAUUGAGAAAUACCAGCGGAGGAUCACACACCUGUCUCAGGAGGAGAAUGAGUUGGGGAUGUUUCUGAGGUUCCAGGCAGAACACGACCGCACCAAGGCUGGAAACAUGAUGGACGCAACUAGCAAGGCCCUGUGUGCCUCGGCCAAGCAGAGGCUGGUCCUGUGCCCGCCCCUACACCGGAUGGAGCAGGAGGUGGAGACGUUUCGGCGGCGUGCGAUCGCUGACACGCUCCUGACCGUGACCCGGAUGGAGAAAUCCAGGACGGAAUACCGUGGAGCGCUGCUCUGGAUGAAGGACGUCUCUCAGGAACUCGACCCGGACACCUGUAAAAAUCUGGACAAGUUCCGCAAGGUGCAGUCCCAGGUCAGAGGUUCGAAGGACCUGUUUGAGAAGCUGAAGAACGAUGUGUGUCAGAAGGUUGACAUGCUGGGAGCCUCCCGUUGUAACAUGCUGUCUCACUCACUCUGCACAUACCAGGACCUCCGGGACCCUCUGGAGCAGCUGACUGAUUUAAACCUAACCAACCGGGACCAUAACAAAGAGAAGGCCAUACAGAGUAACAGUUUGGUCUCUCUGGAUGAAGAGAAGCCAUCAGAAUCAGCCUCUGGCCCCUUCCAUGCUGCUGAUGGACAGAGCCACACCAGUGAAAGCUCUCUGUGUGCUAGUCUGGACUCUGCCCUGUGUGACCUCAGUGGGCAUCUCAGUGCAGCCAGCACCGAUGACGACCUCUUACUCCUGGCCUGUGACCAGCCCCAGCCUGGCCUCUCCUCCUCCAUGCAGCCUCUGGCCCCUCUACAGACCACAGCAGCCUCUGGUGGUCCCUGGGGGUUUGGAGGUGUGCAGCCCAGCAGCCUCUCACAUCUCUCUCUCCUUGGGAGCCUCACACAUCUCUCUGUCCCUCUGAGCCUCACACAUCUCUCUCUGUCCUUGGGAGCCUCUCACAUCUCUCUCUCCCUGGGAGCCUCACACAUCUCUCUCCCUGGGAGCCUCACAUCUCUCUCUCCCUGGGAGCCUCACAUCUCUCUGUCCCUGGGAGCCUCACACAUCUCUCUCUCCCUGGGAGCCUCACACAUCUCUCUGUCCCUGGGAGCCUCUCACAUCUCUCUCUCCCUGGGAGCCUCACACAUCUCUCUCUCUCCCUGGGAGCCUCACACAUCUCUCUGUCCCUGGGAGCCUCACACAUCUCUCUCUCCCUAGGAGCCUCACAUUUCUCUCUCUCUGGGAGCCUCACACAUGUCUCUGUCCCUGGGAGCCUCACACAUCUCUCUCUCCCUGGGAGCCUCACAUCUCUCUCUCCUUGGGAGCCUCACACAUCUCUCUCUCUCCCUGGGAGCCUCACACAUCUCUCUGUCCCUGGGAGCCUCACACAUCUCUCUCUCCCUGGGAGCCUCACACAUCUCUCUCUCCCUGGGAGCCUCACACAUCUCUCUCUCCCU
Oncorhynchus nerka (sockeye salmon) is the source of this 2793-nucleotide messenger RNA. Its product is annotated as islet cell autoantigen 1-like protein. Lineage: Eukaryota; Metazoa; Chordata; Actinopteri; Salmoniformes; Salmonidae. The record is from RefSeq and is a predicted model, not a curated record. Gene Ontology annotation, molecular function: protein domain specific binding. Gene Ontology annotation, cellular component: Golgi apparatus. Bases 1130 to 2554 code for a protein of 474 amino acids. The transcript is spliced from 11 exons. Gene Ontology annotation, biological process: regulation of transport.